Trichoderma reesei QM6a is the source of this 922-nucleotide messenger RNA. RefSeq lists its product as uncharacterized. Bases 68 to 922 code for a protein of 284 amino acids. Gene Ontology annotation, cellular component: mitochondrial inner membrane. Gene Ontology annotation, biological process: ubiquinone biosynthetic process. Lineage: Eukaryota; Fungi; Ascomycota; Sordariomycetes; Hypocreales; Hypocreaceae. The record is from RefSeq and is a predicted model, not a curated record. The transcript has 2 exons. Gene Ontology annotation, molecular function: lipid binding.
AAGGCAUCAUCACAUCACACACCCAGUUCCUCCCUCCCUCCUUGCUACAGCCAGCCAGCCAGCCACAAUGGCCUCCCCUUGCGUCGCUCGCACCGCGCGAUGCCUGUCCGCCUCAGCCCGCCGCCCUCUUGCCCGCCAAACAACAACAACAGCAGCAGCAUCAUCAACACCAGCCUCGUCCUCUUCGCUGAGGGCGACGAACAACAGCAGCAGCAGUAGCAGCAGCAACAAAAGAGCCUACCACUCACACGAGCACCCGCCGUCGCCGCCCUUUGGCCCCGUCGACCGCGACAUCCUGGCCGCCGCCUACAAGCACGUCCCCGAGCACGGCUUCUCCCUGCGCGCCAUCGGCCUCGGCGCCCGCGACGCCGGAUACCCCGACAUCAGCGCCAGCGUCCUGCCCGACGGCCAGUUCAGCCUGAUCCGCUACCACCUGGUCGCGCAGCGCGAGAGGCUGGCCGCCAGGAGCCGCGAGGUGCUGCUCAAGGACGAGGCGCCGCUCUCGGCCGCCGGCGUCGGCGAAAAGGUCGCUGCCCUGACGUGGGAGCGGCUGAUGGGCAACAAGGACGUCAUACACAGGUGGCAGGAGGCCCUGGCUGUCAUGGCUCAGCCCAGCUACCUGCCCAAGUCCCUGGCCGAGCUGGCCGCCCUGUCCGACGACAUCUGGUUCCUGGCUGGCGACAAGGCCGUCGACCCGUCGUGGUACACCAAGCGCGCGGCCCUCUCCAUGGUCUACAGCUCAAGCGAGCUCUUCAUGACCAACGACAGGUCGCCCAACUUCCUCGAGACGAGACAGUUCCUGCACCGAAGGCUGGGCGAGGUCCAGUCUGUGGGGAGCACCCUCGGGUCCGUAGGCCAAUGGGUUGGCUUCACGCUCAAUGCUGGCGUAAACGUCUUGAGAAGCAAGGGCGUUCCUAUCUGA